This is a messenger RNA of Lathyrus sativus (Indian pea), 1782 nucleotides long. The record is from the annotation of a GenBank genome assembly. Lineage: Eukaryota; Viridiplantae; Streptophyta; Magnoliopsida; Fabales; Fabaceae.
AUGGGCUCUAUUAACGACGACGUUCCAGAACUAGAACAGUGCCUUCUUCAGGAUGAAAGGAGCAAACAAUACACCGGAGAUGGUUCCGUUGAUUUUAGAUGGAAGCCUGCAAAUAAGCACAACACUGGCAAUUGGAGAGCUUGUCCGUUUAUUCUAGGCAAUGAAUGUUGUGAACGUUUGGCUUUCUUUGGCAUUACAACAAACCUCGUUACCUAUCUGACCACCAAACUACACGAAGGAAACGCCUCUGCUGCAAGAAAUGUCGGCGUCUGGCAAGGAACUUGUUAUCUUACACCUCUCAUUGGAGCUGUUCUGGCAGAUGGUUACUGGGGGAGAUACUGGACAAUUGCUGUUUUCUCUAUGAUUUAUUUCGUUGGGAUGUGUAUCUUGAGUAUUUCUGCAUCUGUUCCGUCUUUGAAGCCAGCUGAGUGUUUGGGUUCGGUAUGUCCUCCGGCUAGUCCUGUGCAAUACUAUAUAUUCUACUUCGGUCUCUAUGUAAUUGCACUUGGGACUGGUGGUGUAAAAGCAUGUGUGUCAUCUUUUGGGGCAGAUCAGUUUGAUGAUACUGAUUCCAAGGAAAGGGGCAGGAAGGCUUCUUUUUUCAACUGGUAUUACUUUUCGAUCGACCUAGGCGCCAUUGUGUCAUGCACCUUCAUUGUGUGGGUUCAAGAUAAUGCAGGAUGGGGUCUUGGAUUUGGCAUUCCUGCUUUAUUCAUGGGGUUAUCCAUUGGAAGUUUCUUUUUAGGUACUUCUCUAUACAGAUUUCAAAAACCAAGGGGUAGUCCUAUUACAAGAAUGUGCCAGGUUGUGUUAGCUUCUGUCCGAAAGAAGAAUCUGGUUGUGCCGGAGGAUAGUAGUCUCCUGUAUGAGAUGCCCGACAAGAAAUCAGGUGUUGAAGGAAGUCGCAAACUGAUGCAUCGUGAUGAUCUGAGGUAUUUUGAUAGAGCAGCUGUAGUGGCUGAUUCAGACAACAAAAGUGGUGACUAUUCUAAUCCAUGGAGGCUUUGCACAGUUUCACAGGUGGAAGAAUUGAAAAUAUUGAUUCGCAUGCUUCCAAUUUGGACUACUGGCAUAAUUUUUUCUGCUGUCUACGCCCAGAUGUCAACAUUGUUUGUGGAGCAAGGAACUAUGAUGGAUACGAAUAUUAGUUCUUUCAAAUUAUCCCCAGCUUCCCUCUCAACCUUUGAUGUGGUAAGCGUUGUUUUGUGGGUCCCUGUCUAUGACAGGAUACUUGUUCCUAUCGCAAGGAAAUUUACAGGCCAGAAAAGGGGCUUUUCCGUGUUUCAAAGAAUGGGAAUUGGCCAUUUUAUUUCUGGGCUGUGUAUGUUAGCAGCUAGUGUUGUGGAAAUUAAACGUCUGCGACUUGCAAGAAAGCUUGACCUUGUCGAUAAACCUGUUGCCGUACCCCUUAGUGUAUUUUGGCAAAUACCUCAAUAUUUCUUAUUAGGCGCAUCAGAGGUAUUCACAUUCAUUGGGCAGCUUGAGUUCUUCUAUGAGGAAUCACCAGAUGCUAUGCGGACUUUAUGUAGUGCACUUCCACUCCUAUGUUUUUCAUUGGGGAAUUACUUGAGCUCUUUCAUGCUUACUAUAGUAACUUACUUCACUACACAAGGUGGAAGGCUUGGAUGGAUUCCGGAUAACUUGAAUAAUGGGCAUCUUGAUUACUUUUUUCUGCUUUUAUCUGGACUUAGCUUAUUAAAUAUGUGCAUAUACAUAGUUGCCGCAAAAAUGUACAAGCAGAAGAAGAUUUCUCAAGAUUUUUCAAGCACUUAUUGCUCAUAG